Molecule: messenger RNA, 1423 nt
Organism: Hordeum vulgare subsp. vulgare (domesticated barley)
Lineage: Eukaryota; Viridiplantae; Streptophyta; Magnoliopsida; Poales; Poaceae
Product: chaperone protein dnaJ 20, chloroplastic-like
Exons: 2
Coding region: 498-1100 (200 amino acids)
Cellular component (GO): chloroplast
Source: RefSeq, a predicted model, not a curated record
GAUGAUAAGACCGGGCAGAUUGGACGAUCUUUGUGCGGGACAAAAAAAGGACCAGACGUGUGGCAAGAGUCGACGUAUAAUCUCCUCUAUCUCCUCUAUUUUUCUAAAAGUGGAAAAAAUGGAGAAAAAUUUACAGCCACCGAUGCAUGGCUUCUGGAAGCUACUGCCGGACCCGGAUGUGUGCACGGCAUCCAACGCGGAACCCGCAGCACAUAUAACUGUUUGGCUUGCUUGGUUUCAAAUGCAAAACAGUAAUUCUUGACGAUUUUGCUGGCUCCGGUGCAACACACCACCAACAAGGUGGUGGCAAGGAAUGGACAAACGGCCGGAAAGCGACCCCACACAUAUCUUUCUUUCGUUGGAGGAGAUCUCUCUCCCUAAUAUGUAUAUCUUCUCCACGCCCCCCUCUCUCCUAAAUCCUGAUUAAAAAUCCGACCACCACCACUACCACCACUCUCUGCUCGCACGGCCAAGCUCAGGCGCAGAUCAGAUCACACAUGCCCCACCUCGCAGCGUCCCCCGCGGCCGCCUUCGCCGGUGCUGUCGCCGGCGGCGGCGGCGGCGGCCGCGCGGGGUUCCGGCCCCUCCCUCCCCGCGCGUCGACGCGGGCGCGGGCGUCGUCAGCCACGGCCGGAGGGGCCGCGCGGACGGCCACGGCGGACCAGCAGCAGAAGCAGCCGACGUUCUACGACCUGCUGGGGAUAUCGGCGGAGGGGAGCACCUUCGAGGACGUGCGGGCGGCGUACCGGCGGAUGGCGCGCAAGUACCACCCGGACGUGUCCCCGCCGGACGCCGCCAAGGAGCACACCCGCCGCUUCAUCCAGGUGCAGGAGGCCUACGAGACGCUCUCCGACCCCAGCCGCCGCACCACCUACGACCGCGCCCUCGCCCGCGGCGUCUGCCGCCUCGCCUUCUCCCCCGCCGCGCGACGCCACGACGCAUCCGCCUUCUACCACCAGGAGCAGGAAGAGAAGUCUGGAUGGAGGACGUCCUGGGAAGGCCAAAUAUCCGAGCUGAAGAAGCGGAGCACGGUGAAGGACGCAGAAGAGAACCUAUCCUGGGGAGCUCAGAUGCGAAGAAGAAGGGCCGAACAGUCGUGACAGUUGAUCCUCUGACACGCCAUACACACUAGCCGUCCGUAGCAUCUAAACUGUUUAUACCUUUGAGUAGCAAAGUUAGAAAGGCUAUGAUUAAGAAGCAUAUGGCUAGGACCGGAGUACAGCCAUGGCACUAGCUUACUGCUUGAGUCUUUGCCUGAUGCAUGUUAAACCAUACUACCAUACAUAGCUCACAGCAUACAUAGUUCUAGUAGGUGCCGUGCUGCAUGUUGAACCCUAUGUUGUUGCUCCUCCUUGAAUCUUGCCUGAUGAAAUGUAAAUAUAACGAGAUGAAAAUAAUCAAUGCUAGUCGUAUUUCGAACUGA